Molecule: messenger RNA, 2746 nt
Organism: Oxyura jamaicensis (ruddy duck)
Lineage: Eukaryota; Metazoa; Chordata; Aves; Anseriformes; Anatidae
Gene: BLCAP
Product: BLCAP apoptosis inducing factor
Exons: 2
Coding region: 1115-1378 (87 amino acids)
Source: RefSeq, a predicted model, not a curated record
GGGAGAUUGGCAUCACCACACACGAAAAGGAGUUGUUCAGCCUUUUGUUGCGACUCUGGGUGACUGGUUUGUGGAGCAUGUGCAAGUCUUGCCUUCCUUGUGGACACCACUGGCUUAACAGCUGCCUCAGCGAGGUCUGAACAAGCUUACCUUUUAAGUACCUCGGAGGGAUUAGCGAAACCAGCUGAUUAUUCUGUCCUGUCAGGGUAAAUGGAUUGUUAAGGACUUAAGGCAUUCCUGAGAAACACACAAACUUGGAAUUGGCAUCCUGAUCUGUGGUGUGUGAGAACUUUUCAUCCUUCUAAUUGCUGAAUUAGCUCGGAGAAUACCAAGGACCAGCUUGCUAGCUCCUCAGAUGGAUUGAUUGUAAAGGUGAACGAUCCAUUGCAAAACGCGGGACUGGUGCUGGGCUGCUCGCUUCUGACUUGUCCUAAUUAAAGUUUUGUUUCUGGGUGGGAAAGGUGUGCCGGGACGCCUGCAUAGGAACCUGAAAACCCUCCCCACGAUCACGUGCCAGUCCCACCUGCUGGUUUUGAAUGGUCUUGGGAGGGAGGAGGGAAGAUGACAGGAGGAAGGACCGUGAACACGGUGGAAACUGAUUAAUAGGCAUGUGGAAAAGCAUUGGUGUUCGCUUACUGCCGAGGCGUGCAGGGAACUCCCCACGCUGCUCCUCUGCCUGCAGGAGCUGGCAGGGAGGCUCUGGCAGCACGGGGAGAUCAGAGGGGAACUGCAGAGCGCUGGCUGCGGGCAGGACAGCAGGAGCAGCACGUGCUCCGCUGCCGAGGGGCUCUGAGCAGGCUCAAGUGGCUGCAGAGGAGCGAGAGGAGGCAGUGGCGGAGCAACAGAGAGGAACCGACUGGUAAACACGAGCAGCUGCCAAGUCAGAUGACUUGAGCACUCCUGAGGCGAGCAGGACACCAGGCCGGCUGAAGAACAAGAUGAGUCAGGCAGGGGAGAACAGGAGCAACUGGUUGAGGAAGAGCAGGAUGCGGUUGUGAAACAGGGAGCUCGCAGAAGUGCUGUUGGACGACAGAACAGCCCACCGGAGGAGCUGCUGAAGACUUGGGAGCACAUCUGACUGCUGCUGCCACAGGGCCCCGGCCAGCCGGACACCAUGUACUGCCUUCAGUGGUUGCUGCCUGUCCUGCUCAUACCCAAGCCCCUCAACCCAGCACUGUGGUUCAAUCACUCUAUGUUCAUGGGCUUCUAUCUGCUCAGUUUCCUCCUAGAACGGAAACCUUGCACAAUUUGUGCCUUGGUCUUCCUGGCAGCUCUGUUCCUCAUCUGCUACAGCUGCUGGGGGAACUGCUUCUUGUAUCACUGCACAGGAUCCCAGUUGCCGGAAUCAGCUCAUGAUCCCAGCAUCGUAGGCACCUAGAGAAUGAUAAUCUUCCAGUCUGCUGACAGCUCUGGUUUUGCUUUUUUUUUUUUAAAAAAAAAGGGGGGCUAGGGAGGAGGGGAGGGGGUGCUAGGCAUGUGACUGGAGUAAAAACAGCCUGUUUCCUGUAACAUGUGCGUGGACUGGAGUGGUAAAUUCCUGACCAGCCCUCCCACUCUGCCUGUGAAAUUUGACUUGUUUACUGUGUGAACUCUGGCAGCGCCACCUGCUUUUUUAGAAGCAGAAAUCUUUUUCUUUUCCCCUUCCCAUAUCACUGGGAACGGACACCAGCCCUCCUAACUGAGAACUGCUGGAGGAAAGAGCUGUUGGCCUCUGUCCAGCUGUUGCGUGGUGGUGGAGCUGCGUGGCAGUCGUCUGCAUUAGGCCACGGUGGUCUAACUUGGGGCUCCCGGCCCUCUGAUUCUGCUCAAGUAGCUACAGGAUCCUCUCCAUCUUUGUGUUUGUGGGGAGCCAGCCUUCCCGCCUUGCUGAUCAAGGGAAGCUCAACAGCUCGCAGAUGCACUUGGCCAAAAGCUGCUGGAGCCAGAGGCAGUUGAGUCAUCUCCUCCCGCUCAGCCUGCCAAAGAGAUGCGCGCACUGCCCAAGUGCUUUCUGAACUACUUAUGCUCCGAGAUCAUAGCCUGAAAGCCUCAGUUGUGCUGCUGCUUUUAUAAAGCCUCACAGGCAGUGGAGACUGCCUCUUCCCCUGCUAGAUUUCCAGGGUUCACUGAGGUAUUGACUGUUGGGAUAAAAAACUGCUAUGCUGCAAGACAUGGGGUUUUCACAGGCACCACGAACCUCACCCCACAAAGCUCGCCGCUAGCCCACAAGGCUGGGUGUGGGCAGGGCAGGAGAGGGCCCUGAGGUGGAGGCAUAGCUUGGAGCAGGGGCUGCUUCAGCUGCUUUUGGUGACAGUGUUCUCAGGCCAGGGGUGACAGGGGGUGCUGGUGCUGUGCAGUGGGGAAGGAGUGAGGCCAGAGGGGCUCCCAGUGCCUCCAUCUCCCCUGGCAGAAGGAUGUCAGGGCUGGGUGGUAGCGGGUUGCUCUUACACAGCCGCUGCUGAGAGCUCUGCACUCAUUGCUGCCUGCAGCAGCGGCUGUCAGGGGAGCCUUCCCUGGGGCAGGGGUUUGCUUGUGAGCAACCUUAGGGGUUAACACAGAGUACUGUCUCUGCACUGUCAAAGGGUUCCCUCUCGUUUGCCAUCUGUUCAUCUUUACUUCAGUCUAUGAGUCCCACAGGGGAGAGUGGCACAAGUGGCUGCUGCUGUCCCGAGGAAGUUCGAGCUACGGGGCUGUGAAACUUCCUGAGUAUUGUUUGUUCAUUGCACAGCUGUUCAAAAUGUUUAAUAAAGCUUUAUAAACUUUGGUC